This is a messenger RNA of Penicillium macrosclerotiorum, 981 nucleotides long. RefSeq names its product Oxoglutarate/iron-dependent dioxygenase. NCBI's taxonomy places the organism in Eukaryota, Fungi, Ascomycota, Eurotiomycetes, Eurotiales, Aspergillaceae. The coding region runs from base 1 to 981 and encodes 326 amino acids. The record is from RefSeq and is a predicted model, not a curated record. The transcript is spliced from 3 exons. Gene Ontology annotation, molecular function: dioxygenase activity.
AUGACUAUUCCCGUCCUUGAUGCAUCUGCCCUCUCUGGAGGAACUGUUGAGGAGCGAGCUGAAUUCGCCGCUAAGCUGCUCGACAGCUUGAACACAUAUGGCUUUGCGAAACUCGUGAACCACACGGUUCCAGUCCCGCUGGUGAAGGAGACAUUUGAUCAGAUCAAACGUUUCUUCAAACUUCCUUACUCCGUCAAAAUCCCUCUGCGGAACAAUCCCAAAAACGGACAGCAACGAGGAUGGAGCGUCCCCGGGGAGGAAAAGACUUGGUGGCUUGAAAGCAACACUGGCGACGUAAAGGAGCCGAAUUUUGGUGACAACAAGGAGAGCUUCGACUGCGGGCACCCCAAUGACAACCAAUUCCCCAACGUGUGGCCCCCUGAGUCCGAUCUUCCCGGCUAUCAAGACACCAUGGACCGCUUCUUCUUCUCCUGCGGAGACCUCACCCUCGUUCUCCUUGAAGCCAUGGCCACAGCUCUAAACCUAGACCCCAAGGUGUUCACAUCGAGGUGCACCAAUGAAGCCAGCACAAUUCGCAUCAAUCACUUCCCUCCCAUCGAGCGUGCAACUCUCGAUGAGGGUAAAAUCAGCCGCAUCUGGCCGCACAAGGACUUCGGUAUCAUCUCCUUGGUCUUUCCGGACGUUACACCGGGUCUGGAGUAUGAAGAUCGGAGUAACCCUGGUACUUUCAUUCCUAUGCCUUACGGAUCGGAUGACGAGGUUGUUGUCAUCGUGUCAGAGACUAUGCAGCGAUGGACUAAUGGUGAGAUUGGAGGCGGUCUCCACCGUGUCACCCGUCCUCGCGACUGUGAGGGGGAGACCGUUCCGGAGCGUUGGAGUUUGGUUUACUUCAACAAGGCGGACCGCGGGGUGAACGUGGGUCCUCUUCCGGAAUUCUUGAAAGAUAAGAAGCCCAUUUACGAAGAUUUGACGGCGCUCGAGUACCAGACUUUGCGGAAUGCCGCGCAUUACCCUGGUUAG